Messenger RNA from Dentiscutata erythropus, 166 nucleotides. The record is from the annotation of a GenBank genome assembly. NCBI's taxonomy places the organism in Eukaryota, Fungi, Glomeromycota, Glomeromycetes, Diversisporales, Gigasporaceae.
AUGAUAACAAUACAAAAUAUAUCAAUCAGUCAUCAAGAAGUAUUAAAUACAAUAGAAAUACUUGAGCAAUAUAUUGUGCAAAAUGAUUUUAGUGAAGCAGCCCAAUAUGAACAUGAUGAAGCUUUACUAAAAUUGCAAAAAGGAAAAGUAUUAAAACUUAUUUUGA